Phyllotreta striolata is the source of this 5883-nucleotide messenger RNA. The record is from the annotation of a GenBank genome assembly. Lineage: Eukaryota; Metazoa; Arthropoda; Insecta; Coleoptera; Chrysomelidae.
AUGUUCCAUUCGAAUCUUGCAAAAUUUUCAAAUAUGCGCACGUUUCGACCUUCUAUUCUUCUAAUCUUAGUCAAAAUGGUUGUCGGAGAAAGCAUAAAUAACAUAAUGGGUGGUUUAGAAAACACAGGGACAGUCAAACAGCACAAUCACAAAAAGAAAUUAAGACAGAGGUUUGACAUAAUAAAAAAACUGGGGCAAGGAACAUUCGGAAAGGUGCAGCUGGGAAUAAACAAAGAGACUGGUCAAGAGGUUGCUAUUAAAACCAUAAAAAAAUCUAAAAUAGAAUCGGAAGCGGAUUUAAUUAGAAUUAGAAGGGAAAUUCAGAUAAUGUCUUCAGUACAACAUCCCAACAUAAUACAUAUUUACGAAGUUUUCGAAAAUCGAGAAAAAAUGGUACUCGUGAUGGAAUACGCAGCCGGAGGUGAACUUUACGAUUAUUUAUCCGAAAGAAAAGUCUUAAAAGAAGAAGAAGCUCGCAGAAUUUUCAGACAAAUCUCAACUGCUUGCUACUAUUGCCAUAAACACAAAAUUUGCCACAGAGAUCUAAAGCUAGAAAAUAUUUUACUCGAUGAAUAUAACAAUGCCAAGAUUGCUGAUUUUGGAUUAUCAAAUGUCUUCGACGAUCAAAGAUUGCUGAGCACGUUUUGUGGUUCCCCACUGUAUGCUUCACCUGAAAUAGUUAAAGGAACCCCGUACCAUGGCCCUGAAGUGGAUUGCUGGUCUCUAGGCGUUUUGCUUUACACUCUAGUGUACGGUGCUAUGCCAUUUGAUGGUAGCAAUUUCAAAAGAUUGGUGAGGCAGAUAUCUCAAGGGGAUUACUUCGAACCAGCCGAACCCAGCUCUGCGUCUCAAUUGAUAAGAGAAAUGCUGACAGUGAAUCCAAAGCUUCGUGCCGAUGUCGAGAAAAUCUGCAGCCAUUGGUGGGUGAACGAAGGCUACUCCGACAAUUGCUUGGACAUAUCGGAGGAACUUGCGAAUCAAACGCCGGUUAGGCUCGACGUGCUUCUAUCCUUGGCGCCUCCGGCUCCGCAAUUGGAAAGCGAGAAACUCAUGGUAACGGACGAAGAACAAAACGCCAAACAAGAAACACCCGCCCCUCCUACUAGAUCUCAGUCUGUUGGCUCCCUGAUGGAAAUGGCGAAUCCGGCCGAAAGGAGAAUCAUCAAUAUGCUACUGGAAGAUAAGAUGACCCCGAAGAGGAAAUUGGAAACUACCGUUAGCACUGACAGAGUUAAUUUGGACAAACGAAAAGAGAAGAUAGUGAAGGAAAAUACUGUUGCUGAUAUAACGGUACACGGGCAACAAGACGUGGGCGAAAUGAAACCAGCACCGUUAGAUAAGAGCUCGACUCAAACGAUAUCCAAAGAAAUGGAAGUAGAAACGCCCGAGGCUAUGGAUCCGAGUCUGCAAGGAGCUGCCUGCUCCGAGCUGUUGGAGGAAACCGAAAAGAAAAAGAACCAGAAGGUGAAAAAGUCGUUGACGAAAACUCUAAUGAACAGUAAUUUGGAGAACAUCAACGAAAUUCCGAGCCAAGAGAACAUCGCGGAUACGAUAAACAAGGAAAAUGUUAAAUCAACGGCCGAAGAAGUUAAGAAACCAUCGACCGAAACUAAAGCACCGGCGAAGAAAAAGGUCAUUGCAAAGAAAGUGCUGACCGAUCAGAACGAAAAUGCAGCCGAACAAACGCCACAAAUUCCUAAAAUCGAAGAAAAACCCAAAAAGGAAAGUUCCCCUCAAGAAACGAAGGAAGCGGAUCCGGAUGCGCCCUCGAAACCGAUAGAAAGAAGACGAUCCAGAAUAUUCGAAGCCGCCGAAAAGUUCCAAAAUCUCAUCUCGCCCACUGAAAGUAAACCAGCGACGUCGGAAAAACCGAAGAAGAUUCUAAUACCGGGCGUUAGCGUCGACGGAUUUAAGAAAGAAUUCGAACGCAAAGCUAGCCUAACGUCGACCGCCCCUCCGAAAUUAAAAGGUGCCUUAACCAAGAAAAUACCCGUCAAGAAGCCGGAAGACAAGAAGGACACAGUCGAGACUGCGGAAAAAUGCCAAGCGGAAACCCAAGAGACUGACGAAGAGAAACAGAAGCGCCUACGAAACGCCGUCAAUAUCAUAUCGAGUGCCUUAGAUAAAGAGGGAACGAGAAAAUCGAAAUCGCGGCCUUGCAUCGAACGAAAGCCGCCCGUGCCGUUCGGCGUCGGCGGCCGAUCGGCGUCGGGCAACAUCGCCAUGAUAACGCCCGCGUCGCCGCCGUCGGGCCCGAAGCCCUACGUUCCGCCCAAAUUCGCCGAGCCGCCCGUGCAAAAGGCCGAGGAGAAAGUCGAAGUGGCCGAAGACGGCGAGAUUUCCGGCGAUUUGAACGCGAAGAGCGCCACGUUGCCGAGGAGGAAAACGGCCAAGGCGGAGAUUCAUUUGAAUUAUCCUGUUCCUAAACCCGCGCACAUGACAUUCAAGACUGAAGUGGCCCGUAACAUCGAAGGUUAUCCGCCACAGACUACGGAAAUUAUCGCGGAAAUUACCCUACCGAGACCGGAGGGGCCGAAUUCGAGCAAAGAACGAGUUAUUCCGAUUUCUUUCGAGAGGGAAGAGAGCCAGGAGACCGUGCAAACGCCGCCCGUCAAACCUCCUGCAGCAAGAGUUUUCCAAACGCAGAAAUCCAGCGGCUCUCAAAAAUCAAGCCUGUCCAGGCAAUCCACGCAGGAUUCGGACAACGAAACGGUCACAUCUACUGGAGAACCCAUUCGAAAAUCGCCCAGGGAGUACAUAAUACCGAUAGCCGUCGAAGGUGGAGGCUACGUCACGCCUAGAGCUGGCAGUUUGGAGCCCAGUGAUACAGCAAGUACUACCAGUACUAUGGCUAGCAGGAGUAAAUCCAAGUUCGGACGUGCUAGACGAUUCAAUUCGUUCUUCAGCGAAAGAGACUCCGAGGACGACUCGUUUUCGUUCCACACUCACAAGGAUAGCGACACCGAGGAUUCCAGAAAGGAUGCUUUCCACAGGUUAAGGAGCACUCGUCCUAAAAAAGCGACAAUGGACCACGCAGAAUCCAUCAGUUCCGGCGACGAAGAUGACGAUGAUGGUUUUGAAAUUUUAACCGCCGAAAAUUUGUUCUCGACAUUAUUGUCCAGGGUAAGAGAUUUGACUCAAAGGUUGAACGUCGAUGAAGGGAUGAGACCGGGUUUUCCCAGCAGUAAAUUUUUCAGCCAUUUCGACCACGGAACAAAUUUCUUUAAUAGAAUUGAACACCCCUUAUCUAGGCACUCAUCGUUGGGCAGAACUUUUGGACGGGAUAGGCCCACUGUGACCAAAACGGCUGUUGGUAAUAGUUUCGGAGUGCCUUGGAGACGAAGCGUCAGUCGCGAUUUGGCCUCUGACAUAGAUACCGUAUUUAAAGGUCCCAAUGAUGCUCCCGCUUCUCGUCCGACCGAUCAUCCGACCGAAGAAAACCUUAAUUUAGCAGAUCUAGAUUUAAAAAAAUUAAAAUUGUCCGACGAAGACGCCCUGGCGCUGUCUUACCUCACCCCCGGCUUAUCGAAGCGCAUCCAAAAGCAGCUGCUCGCCCAAUUAGCGCCGUCAGAAGCCAGAAAAUUGCACCGUACGAUGUCCUCUCGCACGUCCGAAGAACCGACGCCCGGCAGAUCGACCUUGCCCAGACGCUACUCCGUCGAAACCAAUUCGAAUUCGAAGGAAGCCGACGCCAGGGGAGCCCAAAGAUCCUUCUUGCCGGUGAAGCGGGAGGAUUACAAACCGUCGGAGUACAGCAUCAGAUCCUCCAGCAUAGGCGCCGAGCCUAGAUGCGACAGCAAAUUCCUUAGGAAGCCCAAAGUAGUUAGCAAAUCGGUGUCGCUUCGCGAACCUAAAACUUACUCGUCGAAAUCGGAUUUGCAAAGUCCGGAUUCGAGCGUGUCCGAGAGCGUGUCCACUUCCUACAAGAACGACAGCUCCAAAUGCGUAUCGGAAUCGUCCAUGUCCAGGCCGUAUUCGAAGUAUUCCUCGGAAUCGCUGUAUUCGCGGUACUCGCCGAACAAGUCGCUGGAAACGAUCGAUUCCGGCAAAAUCGACGCGCAAAAACCCAAAAGGCACUCAAGGUUCCUGAGACCCGACUUUUACGAAGGCCAAAAAGAGGAGAACGUCUAUCUCAGGGAUAAGAAAGAACGCGAAAUGGAGACGCAAAAGGUCCUAAAGGAAAUAAGGGACAAACGGAAGAGUCGUUUGUGCUCGAAGAGGCGAGAGGAAUCGCAAAAUCGCGACAAUUCGGAGAAAUCCGAAGAUCAAUCACUCGCUGAAUUAGAUACAACGGCCGAUGUGCUACUAAAUCAGGUAUCUGAUAGCAUUAAAACUUUAGAAAGCGCGAAUAACAUACACGAUUACGUAAACGUGCCUGGUACCAGUGGUAGUACAGAUAUUUUACAUGACUACGUUAACGUUAAGAGUUCCAAUACUCCCGUUAAGAAAGAAAAACAAUCCAAAAUAGCCAGACCGAAAUCGUAUCCAGCGGAAACGCAGCCCGUUCGCGCUUCGCCGGAAAAAGAAUCCAAACUGAGCAAAAUCAAAAAGGGCUUCAGCAAGAACCGAGAGCCAAAAAAAUCGUCUACAGAAGAAGAAAAAGGUCAAAAAAACAAGCUUCUUCAGACUCUAGAGAAGAAGCUGGAAAAGUUUCGAACGUCCAAAGACACCCAAGCCGCGCAAGAAAAAAAGUCCGGCGUCGAGAACGCUAUAAAGCGACUGAGAGAACAAAGUUUACCCAGAAACCUCGAGCACUGCACCGAAUCCGGGCUGCUGAAGCGCGCCGUAUCCGUGGAGGAUCUGUCCGGCAACAAAACGUUGCAACCCUCGCGGAAAUCCGUCACGAAGAUCCUGGGACUCUUCAAGAAAUACGAAGAACAGGAGAAGAAGAAGGCCACGAAGAAGCCCAAGAACAAAACCAACGGCGAUGCGACUCCGAACGACAACCACAAGAAGGAGCGCCCCAAAUCCCUGCUCAUCGAUAAACUCAAGCAAUAUCCGCUGGGCGAUAGAGACGCCAAGGCCAAGUCGAAGUUGCCCACCAACACCAACGCCUACAGGAGGAGCCUCAACUUGGACAACAUCGCCGACGCGACGAACAACAAUGCGACUUCGAAGCCGGACAGGCGGAACCUGCAAUUGGACUUGAGCGCCGUACAAGCGAAGUGCGAGCCCGCGGCCGGUUCGAGCGCCAUCGAGGACUCGGCGAAUUUCAAUUACAACGACAACAGGAGCUCGCUGGCGAUGACGGACGACAGUUCGACGGUGCUUUCGCCGUCCGACGAUUACCAGAGUUGCGACAGCUGGUCGGUGAUGUCGGAGUAUCAGAACGUCAACGAUCUGCACUCGCCGCUGUCGCCCAACGGGUACUUGUACUCGGGCGACGAGAACGAGUCGGUCAUCGACAGGAUAAGGCGGAAGAGUUUCUAUACGAGAUUCAACGAGAAGAAGCGGACCAGAAAACCGAGCUCGUACAACUUGGAUUUGGGCUACAAGGGCUCGACUGAUUAUAGUUCCUUGGAUAGAGGUAGUUACGGUUACAGAUCUUCGAUUAAUCGUAGGCCCAGUUACAUAGCAACUGCUCAAGAUCCCGUUAGAACUUACAGGCCGUACUCGAGAAGCUCGUCCUUACUCAACGAUUACGUUAACGUUCCCAAUCGUUAUCAGACGUACAAUUCGAAAAUCUCCAGGCCCGUUUCUUCUUUAUAUUCCGACUGUGAAGAUAACUUGGACGAUUUCGUGCCGACUGCUAAACCUAGACAAUACAGUUUAUCAACGCAGCCGACGAGGUUAGGUCGAAGAUCCGUUUCACCGGCUAACGAGUUUUACCUGGGUCAUCCGACGUCCCCGCUGGUGUCGCCAAAUUCUCCGGAUAUUAAUUAG